This is a messenger RNA of Aspergillus thermomutatus, 2174 nucleotides long. RefSeq lists its product as uncharacterized. Gene Ontology annotation, biological process: transmembrane transport. The transcript is spliced from 3 exons. The annotation marks the transcript as partial. NCBI's taxonomy places the organism in Eukaryota, Fungi, Ascomycota, Eurotiomycetes, Eurotiales, Aspergillaceae. The record is from RefSeq and is a predicted model, not a curated record.
GAUUGAACCGUUCGAAGGCCGUCAAUUUCCACAUUGACAGUCUGGAGGGUCGCCUUUAUCAGUCUCAAGAUGCAACGACAUUGUCAUUGACACUGCUGGGUAUCUACAAUGCAUCACAGCUUACCUGUACCAACGUCCAAUUGGCAGAAGAGAAUGACUUGCGCUUCCGAGUGCUCGGCUACCCAGUUGGCCGUCUAGAUCGGAUACAAAAUCUGUGUUAUUCUCCACCGGUUUUCUGGAGGCUGCCGGAGUCUCAACAUGUCUCCAAAUGGGAGUUGACUUACUCUCUGGACUAUGCUCAUCGACUUCAUACACUUGCCGGGGAAUUUGAAUUUAGUCUACGAAAUGGCGCUGGGAUUGACUGUGCGGCUGUUCGAAUCACUCCCGACAUUGGGACUGCUGCCUCGGCAGCCUUUACCUUUCUUCCAGCCGCCAUCAUCUUCCUAGUUGGAAUCGCUUCGUGGUUGAGGUACAACGAGCAGAGAAGACGCUCAGUUCCUGAGCAUGGAACCACAUUCGCCCCUCAAGAUUCAAUAAGAAAGGUUGUGAUCGAUGUGGCUGACUAUGUGCGGCACCUCCAGUUCAUCUUCCUGGCUGGCUGCCUCACGAUGGAAUAUCCCGGCUUCUACCAGCCUAUUGUCAGCCAACUGGCAUGGUCAUCGCUGUUAUAUUGGAGCGGACCCGUCGACCACGGCUUUACGUAUCCCGGGAUAGAAGACGGGAUUUAUACGACCAACGGUACUUAUGGACUGGAGUACAUGGCGCAGAAUCUCGGAUUUCCAACCAUGUUGGAUAUCAUGUUCGACGCUCUGAUAAAUCUGUGCAUUCUCGUAUCCGUGAUCGUGACCAUAAUGCUGGUGGUAUGGCUGAUCAAGUGUGGAUCGCGGCGUGGCGUAACAUUCGAUUCUGUCCCUGUGCAAAUCGCAGAAGCAAGCCGUAGCAUUGUUGGCGUCACGCUUCUGUUCUUCAGCCUUCCCCUCUUGGCGUAUCUGGCGUAUCAACUUAUGCUCGUUGGAUACCUUCCCAGCUACCGCAUUUGUCUAGUGGUUCUGAUGAUUGGGGUCCUCAUUGGCUCAAAUUGCUUCAUCGCUCGUUAUCAGACGAAACAGAAGCCGAGGAGAUCCCACGACUCUUCCCAGGCUUUCCCUCGGUUUCAGACUUCAAUAGAGCAUUUCGCUCACUAUCUUCUUUACGGCCUUCCACUGAUCCAAGGUCUAGCCAUCGGCGGGCUGCAGCUCUGGGGCUGGGCACAGCUGUUUCUGCUCGGCGGAUGCGAGGCGAUCGUUCUGGCCCAUCUCAUUCUUCAGCAUCGGAGAAGAAUUAUCUUUUUUCAAAGUGCCUGGUGUGCUGUUGUCCGCUUGUUGACGCUCAUCUUGAGUAUUGCCUUUGUGUGCCCGUCUAGCGAGCCAACAAGGCAAUGGAUAGGCUAUUUCAUCUUGGUUCUCCAUGGUGUGGUAGUCAUUUUCGGCUUUUUGUUCAUUCCGCUUUGGCAUAUAGCACGGCUUGCCAUUCAAGGACCCGGCAGUAGGAUUGCCCACAAUCAAUGGGCGUAUUCAAGUACAGCUCCGCAUUUGAAUCUAGGCGAGCUCUCAAGCCCAAGCGACAAACGCGGGAAACUAGACGGGAAAAAUCUAGAGGCCAACCCCUUUGACAGCGUCUCUGAUCGCUAUCAUCCAAGUUCCUCCCGCACAGCCUACAGAGGCUUUGAAAACAGUCUUUACAUCCCGAACUCUCCUACUUUGCCAGAAGCAACAGCGCCAUAUACACCAGACACUUCGACAUUCUACAGACCGCCACGAUCUCUCCAUGGCCGAGUCGCUUCCUAUGAGUAUGAGAAUCUCAACUCUGAUUCAUUCCCUUCGGCCAUCGAGUCAAUCGCCGAGUCGCCGCAGACAGAUUCCAACUCGUCGCAACAUUCAGGCGACGGCUUCGACGAGCUGUUACAGUUGCCGAGCAAGUCGGAUGUAGAUUAUUCGGUCCGUGAGUCGGAUAUGUAUUAUGGUCGGCGUCGUGGCGAUUCAAGGCCGUCACAAGAGCCAUUAACUGAAAGCACGGAGGGCCGGCCGAGUCGACAGAUAUUCUCUGAUUGGAAACGCAGGGCUGCGGAGCGGUUCAAAUAUAAGAAGACGACGGAGAAGGGUUUUCAAGUAACGAGGCCACCGCGGCCUAUGUAA